This is a messenger RNA of Brenthis ino (lesser marbled fritillary), 1764 nucleotides long. Lineage: Eukaryota; Metazoa; Arthropoda; Insecta; Lepidoptera; Nymphalidae. The record is from the annotation of a GenBank genome assembly.
AUGUCUAAUCCGUGGAAGAAAGUUGCAACGCCCGCCGAUGUGCAAAAUUUAUCGGAGAUCAUGUCUGAAGAAUAUGCAAAAGGUUUACAGGUUAAGGAAGAAUUAAAGUUUGCUGAACAAAUAACUGAUCAACAUGUUAUUGUUGAACCUAAUGAUCUUUCGCCUGAAAUCCUCAAACAAAUUGAGGAAUCCAAUGUUAAGGAAUAUUGCGACUCUGACGCUAUUAUUGCAAAAGUGUUGCAAUGCCAGUUUGACAGAGAAUAUGAUGACGAAAUAAAAAAAGUGGAGAAAAAGAAGAAUGGAGACGCAAAGGUAUCAAUAUCGUAUGAAAACUACCGCAAUAUUCCUGAAAGCCUUAUAUACGAUUCUGAUGACGAUGAUGAUGACUUCGAAAAUGCUAGUAAGAAAGACUGGGAUCGUUUUGAAACUAACGAGAAAGAAUUCGCAAGUCUCCCUAAACGUGGAUUUGUUAUGAAAGAUGGUGAAAUGGUCACCAAGCAUGAUAGUGUUAUAAAUGGCAGAAGGAAUGCAUGCAAAGUAAUGACGUUUCCUCCUGAAGUUUGUACAGGCGACGGUGCUGGAUUCGAUAUGAAACUACCAAAUUCUGUGUUCAAUCAACUAAAAGAGCAUACAAGAUGGGAACAAGCUCGCAAACAUAAAAUGUUAGACAGAAAAGAAAGCCAAGCUACUGCCGAAAUGGGUCUUGAUGAAGCUACAAGACUUAUACUUUUUAAAAUGAUUAAUAAUGGUAUGUUAGAAAACAUAAAUGGAAUAAUAUCAACAGGAAAAGAAUCAGUUGUGUUACAUGCUAACAGUGAUCAAUCUUUUCCUGAUAUGGUUUUGCCUAAGGAAUGUGCAAUUAAGGUCUUUAAGACCACUUUAAAUGAGUUUAAAACGCGAGAUAAAUAUAUUGAAGCUGAUUAUAGGUUUAAAGAUAGAUUCUCAAAGCAAAACCCUCGAAAAAUUGUGCAUAUGUGGGCAGAGAAAGAAAUGCACAAUAUGAUGAGAAUACAAAAGAUUGGCCUCAAUUGCCCAGAAAUGGUCUGCUUAAAGAAACAUAUACUUGUUAUGUCCUUUAUAGGAAAGGAUAAUAAACCAGCUCCUAAAUUGCGAGAUGUUAUUAUGAAGCCUGAGAAAUGGUUGAGUGUAUACAAUGAGGUUGUUGAUGCUAUGCAUAAGCUAUACAAUAUAGGUAAUUUAGUGCACGCUGAUCUAUCAGAAUAUAACAUACUUUGGUGGGAGAACAAAUGCUGGUUCAUUGAUGUCUCGCAGUCUGUACAGCCUGAUCAUCCUAAUGGCUUGGAAUUUUUAUUGAGAGACUGUCGCAAUAUUAUUAAUUUCUUUGAAAAGAAAGGUGUGCCAGAUAUCCAGUCGGCUGAAGACUUGUUCAAAUCUAUCACUGGCUUUGAAGAAGUUGAUGUCAAUUUGCUGGAGGGUGUACACACUACUUACAACAGUUUAUCCUCUCGUUUUGAGAUAACUCCAGACGACAACAGAAAUGUUAGCUAUCCAUUUGAGUAUUGCUGGCAAAAAACAAAUGGGAAGAAAGUUAAAAGUGUUGAGAGAUGUGAUGAAGAUAAAUUUGAUGAAAUGUGGUCACUUUCUAAGCAGAAUAAAGUUGUUGAUCUAUCUACAAACUUUGCCAAUGAAAUCAAGAUUAAUGACAUUGUUAUCGACAAGGAAGUCAAUUUUGCCAAUCCAAUCAAUGUUGCUAUUCCAAAAAAUGAGCUGGAUAUAGGUAGUAGUGAGAUUGAUAAAAAAUCU